AUGGAGAAUUGUAACGAGAAGUUACUUGGCUGCGAAGUUGUAGAAAGCAACGAUAACUUUUCAUCAAAACCAAAAGCAAGACGUUCAAGAAACUCAACAGUAACAGGAGCCUUGAUUUUAAGUCUUACCUUCAACGUCAUUUUCAUCCUCAGAAUCUAUUCGUACUCUCAUGACGAGUCUGUCGCAAAAUCGAAAUACGGUACUGCAAACCCUCAAUACACCAUCGCACUCGCUGACACAAUCUCAGCUGGCCUUAUAAACAACGUAGACGUUCCAUACGUUUGGGACACUGAUCGGAGUAACCCGAACGAUACAGAACGCAACAAAUUAUGGUACGAAGACGAAGAAUCUAAUGAAGGUAUCAUGGCCAUGGAUAACGAGGAAGCAGAAAUGCUUGGACUGCAACGUAGUCAACCAUGGCCAUGGGAUAAGAAAAAGAGUAUACAUAUCACAAAUGGACAUCAUAAUCUGCACUGUUUGAGAAACAUCUACAUUUCCAUAAACGAGUAUUCUACGGGAGUACCUCAGUCUCUCGAGCGUUCCCACGUUCUACACUGUCUCGGUGCCCUCUACGACGACAUCAAGUGCAACGCGGACGACACACCUCGCUUCACAAACAGAGGCGUUAAACCUGGCGAGGGUCAAAUACGGAAAUGUCGAGACUGGAGUCAGCUUCGAAAAUGGGUCAAGGAGAGAGAUGGAUGUUUCAAGUACAUCAAGCAUGAUGUUCAAAAUAUCAGUACUAUUGAAAGGAUGAAGUAUUGCAGUAAUGACAGCAAGUAUUUGCCACUUAUUAGGGAGUUCUUUGGUCUGAAGGACACUUGGUUUCCGUGGCCGUAUGUUGAGCAGGAGGGAUAUCUGAUCAAAGGAGAAGAAUUUAGAGGAAGGGAUUUUGAGUAG
Glarea lozoyensis ATCC 20868 is the source of this 900-nucleotide messenger RNA. RefSeq lists its product as uncharacterized. The transcript is spliced from 2 exons. The record is from RefSeq and is a predicted model, not a curated record. NCBI's taxonomy places the organism in Eukaryota, Fungi, Ascomycota, Leotiomycetes, Helotiales, Helotiaceae. The coding region runs from base 1 to 900 and encodes 299 amino acids. Gene Ontology annotation, biological process: mycotoxin biosynthetic process.